Mytilinidion resinicola is the source of this 486-nucleotide messenger RNA. RefSeq lists its product as uncharacterized. The record is from RefSeq and is a predicted model, not a curated record. The transcript is spliced from 2 exons. The coding region runs from base 79 to 438 and encodes 119 amino acids. Lineage: Eukaryota; Fungi; Ascomycota; Dothideomycetes; Mytilinidiales; Mytilinidiaceae.
CCCCUAAAGACCUCUAAGCAGCGUUCUCUUGCUGAGAAUGCAGCAUGUCGAUGACUAGCAAGACGAAUAUCACAUGCCAUGCCCGUGCGUAGCUCUGCUAUCUCAUACAAAUACCUCCUCCCUCUGUUCUCUUCUCUUCUUCAUGGAGGAGGAUGGUUGUUGUUCAACCACCGAGAUUUGGUGGAACAUGGUGUUCAAACAUUGAAAACCUCCCGUCUGAUGAGAAGUCAGCGGGACAAGCACGGUGGUGUGGUGCGAUGCGAUGAUGCUCGCCUUUACGCCUUAAUGACAUUGAGCAGUAUCUUGGUAACCAGGUUGACGCUAGAGCUGAGGGAAGACAGUCUUCCUUGCUAUAUGAGGGGAGAUAGGGCGAAGAGCAUCAUCGUGAAAUGCUGGUGCCAGGUCCCAACAAUUUCGACGACACCACCGCACCAUUAGGGGCUGCUGCAGAGUGUCGGCUUUCGUCAAGUUGAGAGACUAGCCCGC